CUUGGCACAUUAUCCUCAAUCUCGCAUUUAUAUUUUGCUUUAUACUUGAUGGUUUGUAACAUAACUACUAGUGUUUCCGCGAGGCAUUUUGCCGAGCGCUUAUUAUCGGAGGUCCCUCUCAAGGGCUCUGAUGAUUCUUGCGAUAAGGAGCCAUGUUCGGAUGAUCAUAGUUCCAACUGUGGCACUCAUGGCUCAUUCCCUCCUGGUUUUGGUCAUGACAACUCUGCUGAACGUGAGCUUUUUGAGCGUGAUAUUUCAGACAAGUAUCGGGGAUGCCAGCUGUUACGUGAAGAGGGUAAAGCUGCUUAUACUUCUGGCAACUACAAAUUGGCAUCGAACUUCUACGAUAAGAUUUUGAUACAACUGGAUUACACAUUUACUGAUGACCCUGAGUGGAAAGCGAAAUUUCGGGAGAUUGAGACAAGUUCGCACAUGAAUUUGGGUCUUUGUCGAUUCCGUUUGAAGGAAUAUCGCCAGGCUAUUUUUCAUUGUAAUCGGGUAUUGUCUUUCAGCGAGAACCACGUAAAGGCUUUAAUACGGCGUGGUCUUUGUUAUAUGCAUCUCUCUGAAUAUUCCAAGGCUGCAGAGGAUUUCAAAAAGGUCUUGGAAAUUGAAGAUGACAAUUGCACUGCACGUGAGCAGCUAAUUGCCAUAGACAAGCUCCGUCAAAGUGAUGCCCAUAGCGAAAGAUCACUAUACACCGCCAUGCUAGGUGUGAAAGACGAUGCUGGUCAUAUUUCCAAGUAGACCUAGAGGCAUUCUUCCAACGUUGUAGACAGGGAUAACAUUAUUGACAAUAAACUG
This is a messenger RNA of Babesia bovis T2Bo, 804 nucleotides long. RefSeq names its product Tetratricopeptide repeat family protein. Gene Ontology annotation, molecular function: protein binding. Lineage: Eukaryota; Apicomplexa; Aconoidasida; Piroplasmida; Babesiidae. The coding region runs from base 49 to 747 and encodes 232 amino acids. The transcript is spliced from 8 exons. The record is from RefSeq and is a predicted model, not a curated record.